Molecule: messenger RNA, 522 nt
Organism: Lytechinus variegatus (green sea urchin)
Lineage: Eukaryota; Metazoa; Echinodermata; Echinoidea; Temnopleuroida; Toxopneustidae
Exons: 4
Coding region: 67-522 (151 amino acids)
Source: RefSeq, a predicted model, not a curated record
GAGGGGCUUAAUAGUCAUGAUAAUUUUACACCAGCCCUCAACCCUCCUUUUCCUACGCAGCCAGAUAUGCUUAGCUGCGUGUGUGAUGAAUUGGGCGGGGAGGUGCCUUCUAGUGUUAAGGAGAAGAUUUGGAAGGGUGAGUUUGUAGAGUUAGGUGGAUUGCUAAAAGGGAAACAUAGAGCAGUGGACAUCUGCGUUCCUUAUUUACGCGUCUAUAUACUUGGAGCGACACUGUAUGCGUGCGCGCGAGCUCCUCAAGUAUAUAGAUAUCGUUCGUUCUAUUGUGCGUUUUGGGAUUUCAAUUGGCGGGCCUAUGACAUUCAAUUUCGGUUACGUCAGGCCCGUCAUCCACAUCGUUCCUGGGCUGUCAUAGACACCGAGCUAUGGCUGACAGUAGCUUCGACUCCCGGUCGAGCAAUGUUUUCUUCUUUUGGGGGUAACCAGCCCUUUCGGACAUACGACCGGUCGUUCCGGCUGGGUUAUAAUGUGAACGGGGCGUGGUUCGUCACCCGAUUUGGAUGA